This is a messenger RNA of Cariama cristata (Red-legged seriema), 589 nucleotides long. Its product is annotated as leucine-rich repeat-containing G-protein coupled receptor 5-like. Gene Ontology annotation, cellular component: plasma membrane. The transcript has 5 exons. The record is from RefSeq and is a predicted model, not a curated record. Gene Ontology annotation, molecular function: protein binding. NCBI's taxonomy places the organism in Eukaryota, Metazoa, Chordata, Aves, Cariamiformes, Cariamidae. The annotation marks the transcript as partial.
GAUUCAAGAUGAAAAUUCUGAAGAGCUUAAUAAAACUGCACAAACGGAAAAGUGGCAGAACCCGCUGGACAGUUCUGGAGAAAGAAUCUGUCUGGAAUCUCUGGUGGAUCAUGCAAGGAUAAACUGGGCCUUUAUUCAGGAAGUUCCUGACAGACGUCUUGCAGGAAAUGGCUUGACAUACAUUCCUAAGGGAGCAUUUGCUGGCCUUUUCAGUCUUAAAGUGCUGAUGCUGCAGAAUAACCAACUACGCCAGGUUCCUACUGAAGCACUCCAGAACUUGCGCAGUCUACAGUCUCUACGUCUGGAUGCCAACCACAUCAACUAUGUGCCCCCCAACUGCUUCAAUGGCUUGGUCUCCCUUAGACACCUCUGGCUCGAUGAUAAUUCUUUGACAGAAAUUCCCGUCCAAGCUUUUAGAAGUCUACCAGCACUUCAGGCAAUGACAUUGGCACUGAAUAAAAUUCAUUACAUACCAGACUAUGCUUUUGGAAACCUCUCUAGUUUGGUAGUUCUACAUCUCCAUAACAAUAGAAUCUACUCCCUGGGAAAGAAAUGCUUUGAUGGGCUCCACAGCCUAGAGACUUUGUGA